AUGGGUGAUGCCAACCUGGCUGAGUUUGGGCCUGCUGCCCAAUACCUACGCAAGUCUGAUAAGGAGAGGCUAGAGGCACAAACCCGGCCCUUCGACAUCAGAACAGAGUGCUUUGUACCUGAUGACAAGGAGGAGUUUGUCAAGGCCAAAAUUGUGUCCCGAGAGGGGGGCAAGGUCACCGCUGAGACUGAGAAUGGCAAGACGGUGACAGUGAAAGAAGACCUGAUCAUGCAGCAGAACCCACCCAAGUUCGACAAGAUUGAGGAUAUGGCCAUGCUGACGUUCCUGCAUGAGCCCGCCGUGCUUUUCAACCUCAAGGAGCGCUAUGCAGCUUGGAUGAUCUAUACCUACUCUGGCCUCUUCUGUGUCACUGUCAACCCCUACAAGUGGCUGCCGGUGUACAAUGCAGAGGUGGUCACUGCCUACAGGGGCAAAAAGAGGAGUGAAGCUCCGCCUCACAUCUUCUCCAUUUCUGACAACGCCUAUCAGUACAUGCUGACAGACCGGGAGAACCAAUCCAUCCUUAUCACUGGAGAAUCCGGGGCAGGGAAGACCGUGAACACGAAACGUGUCAUCCAGUACUUUGCCAGCAUUGCAGCCAUAGGGGAUCGUGGCAAGAAGGAUAGUGCCAAUGCCAACAAGGGUACCCUGGAGGAUCAAAUCAUCCAGGCUAACCCCGCCCUGGAGGCCUUUGGCAACGCUAAGACUGUGAGGAACGACAACUCUUCCCGCUUUGGAAAAUUCAUCCGGAUCCACUUUGGAGCCACAGGAAAGUUGGCAUCAGCCGACAUAGAGACCUACCUCCUGGAGAAGUCCCGGGUUAUCUUUCAGCUAAAAGCAGAAAGAAACUACCAUAUCUUCUACCAGAUCCUAUCCAACAAGAAGCCAGAGCUUCUGGACAUGCUGCUGAUCACCAACAACCCCUAUGACUACGCCUUUGUGUCUCAGGGAGAGGUGUCUGUGGCUUCCAUCGAUGACUCCGAGGAGCUCUUGGCCACUGAUAAUGCCUUUGAUGUCCUGGGCUUCACAGCAGAGGAGAAAGCUGGGAUCUACAAGCUGACAGGGGCCAUCAUGCAUUAUGGGAACAUGAAGUUCAAGCAGAAGCAGAGGGAGGAGCAGGCCGAGCCAGAUGGCACAGAAGACGCUGACAAGUCAGCCUACCUCAUGGGGCUGAACUCAGCUGAUCUGCUGAAGGGACUGUGCCACCCUCGGGUGAAGGUGGGCAAUGAGUACGUCACCAAAGGCCAGAAUGUCCAGCAGGUGAACUACUCCACUGGGGCCCUGGCCAAAUCCGUCUACGAGAAGAUGUUCAGCUGGAUGGUGGCGCGCAUCAAUGCUACUCUGGAGACCAAGCAGCCACGCCAGUACUUCAUCGGUGUCCUCGACAUCGCCGGCUUUGAGAUCUUUGAUUUCAACAGCUUUGAGCAGCUCUGCAUCAACUUCACCAAUGAGAAACUGCAGCAGUUUUUCAAUCACCACAUGUUCGUGCUGGAGCAGGAGGAGUACAAGAAAGAAGGCAUUGAGUGGGAGUUCAUCGACUUUGGCAUGGACCUGCAGGCCUGCAUCGACCUCAUUGAGAAGCCCAUGGGCAUAAUGUCCAUUCUGGAGGAGGAAUGCAUGUUCCCCAAAGCCACUGACACAACCUUCAAGGCCAAACUCUACGACAACCACCUGGGCAAGUCCAACAACUUCCAGAAACCCCGAAAUGUCAAGGGGAAGCAGGAGGCCCACUUCUCUCUGAUACACUACGCAGGCAUUGUAGAUUACAAUAUCAUGGGAUGGCUGGAGAAGAACAAGGACCCACUCAAUGAGACUGUGGUGGGCCUCUAUCAAAAGUCCUCCCUCAAACUGAUGGCAACCCUCUUUGCUUCCUAUGCUUCUGCUGAUACUGCUGAUGCCAAAGGCAAAGGAGGCAAGAAAAAAGGUUCUUCCUUCCAGACAGUGUCAGCCCUCCACAGGGAGAACCUCAACAAGCUGAUGGCCAAUCUAAAGACCACCCAUCCCCACUUUGUGCGGUGCAUCAUCCCCAAUGAGAGGAAAGCUCCUGGGGUGAUGGACAAUCCCUUGGUUAUGCACCAGCUACGCUGUAAUGGGGUGCUUGAAGGGAUCCGAAUCUGCAGGAAGGGAUUCCCCAACCGCAUCCUCUAUGGGGACUUCCGACAGAGGUAUCGGAUUCUGAACCCAGCAGCCAUCCCCGAGGGCCAGUUCAUCGACAGCAGGAAGGGGGCAGAGAAGCUGCUUGGCUCCUUAGACAUUGACCACAACCAGUACAAGUUCGGCCACACCAAGGUGUUCUUCAAGGCUGGGCUGCUGGGGCUGCUGGAAGAGAUGAGAGACGAGAGAUUGUCCCGCAUCAUCACCCGGAUUCAGGCUCAGGCCCGGGGCCAGCUGAUGAGGAUUGAGUUCAAGAAAAUUGUGGAACGAAGGGAUGCCCUCCUGGUGAUCCAAUGGAACAUCCGGGCCUUCAUGGGGGUCAAGAAUUGGCCCUGGAUGAAGCUUUACUUUAAGAUUAAGCCUCUGCUGAAGAGUGCAGAGACAGAGAAGGAAAUGGCCAACAUGAAGGAAGAAUUUGGGCGCAUCAAAGAUGCCCUGGAGAAGUCAGACGCUCGACGGAAGGAACUGGAGGAAAAGAUGGUGUCCCUGCUUCAGGAGAAGAAUGAUCUGCAGCUACAAGUCCAGGCAGAACAAGACAACCUGGCAGAUGCAGAAGAGCGCUGUGAUCAGCUGAUCAAAAACAAGAUCCAGCUGGAGGCCAAGGUGAAGGAGCAGACAGAGCGCCUGGAGGAUGAGGAGGAGAUGAAUGCUGAGCUCACAGCCAAGAAGCGAAAGCUGGAGGAUGAGUGCUCAGAGCUGAAGAAGGACAUUGACGAUCUGGAGCUGACCCUGGCCAAGGUGGAGAAGGAGAAGCAUGCAACGGAAAACAAGGUGAAAAACCUGACCGAGGAGAUGGCUGGGCUGGAUGAGAUCAUUGCCAAGUUGACUAAGGAGAAGAAGGCCCUGCAAGAGGCCCACCAGCAAGCACUGGAUGACCUGCAAGCUGAGGAAGACAAGGUCAACUCACUGACCAAGUCCAAGGUUAAGCUGGAGCAGCAAGUGGAUGAUCUGGAAGGAUCCCUGGAACAGGAGAAAAAGGUUCGGAUGGACCUGGAGCGAGCAAAGAGGAAGCUGGAAGGAGACCUGAAGCUGACCCAGGAGAGCAUCAUGGACCUGGAGAAUGACAAGCAGCAGCUAGAGGAGAAACUCAAGAAGAAAGAGUUUGACAUAAAUCAGCUGAACAGCAAAAUCGAGCAUGAACAGGCAGUGGCUCUCCAGCUACAGAAGAAACUAAAGGAAAACCAGGCUCGAAUCGAGGAGCUGGAGGAGGAGCUGGAAGCAGAGAGGACAGCCCGGGCCAAGGUGGAGAAGCUGCGCUCAGACUUAUCCCGGGAGCUGGAGGAGAUCAGCGAGAGGCUGGAGGAGGCCGGAGGGGCCACCUCUGUCCAGAUCGAGAUGAACAAGAAGAGGGAGGCGGAGUUCCAGAAGAUGCGGAGGGACCUGGAAGAGGCGACGCUGCAGCACGAGGCCACGGCGGCCGCCCUGCGCAAGAAGCACGCGGACAGUGUGGCCGAGCUGGGAGAGCAGAUCGACAAUCUGCAGAGGGUGAAGCAGAAGCUGGAGAAGGAGAAGAGCGAGUUCAAGCUGGAGCUGGACGAUGUCACCUCCAACAUGGAGCAGGUCAUCAAGGCCAAGGCAAACCUGGAGAAAGUGUCCCGAACUCUGGAGGACCAGGUGAAUGAGUACCGGGUAAAACUGGAAGAGGCACAGCGUUCCCUCAAUGACUUUACCACCCAGCGAGCCAAAUUACAGACAGAGAACGGUGAACUGACUCGUCAGCUGGAGGAGAAAGAGGCACUGAUCUCCCAGCUGACCAGGGGAAAGCUCUCCUAUACCCAGCAAAUGGAGGACCUUAAGAGACAGCUGGAAGAGGAGGCCAAGGCAAAGAAUGCCCUGGCACAUGCUCUUCAAUCAGCCCGGCAUGACUGCGACCUCCUGAGGGAGCAGUAUGAGGAGGAGACUGAGGCCAAGGCUGAGCUGCAGCGUGUCCUGUCCAAGGCCAACUCAGAGGUGGCACAGUGGAGGACCAAGUACGAGACGGACGCCAUCCAGAGGACUGAGGAGCUAGAGGAGGCCAAGAAGAAGCUGGCCCAGAGGCUACAAGAUGCAGAGGAGGCCGUGGAGGCUGUGAAUGCCAAGUGCUCAUCCCUAGAGAAGACCAAGCACCGACUGCAGAAUGAAAUCGAGGACCUAAUGGUGGAUGUGGAACGGUCCAAUGCUGCCGCUGCUGCUCUGGACAAGAAACAGAGGAACUUUGACAAG
Messenger RNA from Vombatus ursinus (common wombat), 4356 nucleotides. RefSeq names its product myosin-6. Gene Ontology annotation, cellular component: myosin complex. Gene Ontology annotation, molecular function: actin filament binding; ATP binding; cytoskeletal motor activity. The record is from RefSeq and is a predicted model, not a curated record. The annotation marks the transcript as partial. The transcript has 28 exons. NCBI's taxonomy places the organism in Eukaryota, Metazoa, Chordata, Mammalia, Diprotodontia, Vombatidae.